Gamsiella multidivaricata is the source of this 1971-nucleotide messenger RNA. RefSeq names its product P-loop containing nucleoside triphosphate hydrolase protein. Gene Ontology annotation, cellular component: membrane; microtubule; cytoplasm. NCBI's taxonomy places the organism in Eukaryota, Fungi, Mortierellomycota, Mortierellomycetes, Mortierellales, Mortierellaceae. Gene Ontology annotation, molecular function: GTPase activity; GTP binding; microtubule binding. The record is from RefSeq and is a predicted model, not a curated record. The transcript has a single exon. The coding region runs from base 1 to 1971 and encodes 656 amino acids.
AUGUUCGAAAAUCCAGAGUACCAAGACGUUAUUGACAAGAUUAACAAGAUCCGAAGCUAUGGGUUGAACAAGAUGCUCACCAUUCCGCAGAUCGCCAUCCUAGGCGACCAGUCGAGCGGUAAAUCAAGCGUUCUGGAGGCAAUCACAAAGCUGUCGUUUCCUCGCAACAUCGAGACAUGCACACGCUUUGCCACACAAGUAAGCAUGCGCCGGAGCGAGCAGAUCGAGAUAUCGGCACAUAUCGAUGACGCUCCCGAGUUCAACGAGCGCUAUUGUGCACAGGUUGGGGAGUGGGACAUCCACACAAUCAUCAGCGAGGCCAACAGUAUUCUAUGUUCGAGCGUAGAGAUUAGCGAAAAAGUCCUUGAAAUCACCAUUUCUGGGCCGACGUUGUCUCCACUGACGAUCAUCGACCUCCCAGGCUACAUCAACACCACCGUCGAUGGGCAGGACAAAGGCAUAGUUCAGACCAUCCGCGCAAUUAACACGCGAUACAUCAAAGACAGUCGCACAAUUAUCCUGGCGGUGGUCCCUGCCAAUGUCGAUCUGAACAAUAUCUUUGUGCUAGGCGAAGCAGAGCGAUAUGAUCCGCUGAACGAGCGAACAAUCCCCAUUGUCACUAAACCCGACACCAUCGAGCCGGACCUGCUUCCCAGUCUGAUACACACACUCCUCAAUAGACGCAAGUGCAUGAAACUUGGCUAUCUUGUGAUGAAGAACUCGAGUUACAAAGAUAUCGACAUAUCGUGGGACGACGCCAAGCAGCGCGAAGACGAUUUUUUCAAAUCAUCGAUGCUGUGGAAGCAGGUACCUGAUGCGCGCAAGGGGCGAGUUAGCGUGAAGAAGUUCCUAGGCGAGCUGCUUUACACUCACAUCAAGAAGGAGCUACCGUUCCUAAAGAAGGAAAUCCUUGAAUUGAUUAGCGAUUGCGAAAAAGAACUUACCAGUAUGGGUCCACCAGUGUCAAACACCGCCAUGGCGAAGGUCAAGUACUUUGAGUGCAUUCUAAAGCUCAAGAGCGCUUUGACUGCACUUAUGGAUGGUAAUUACUCAUUUGAGUAUAUCAGCAAACACAAGUCGGAUUAUGUGGCUGCCGCAGAUGGAAACGACGGCAGUGUCAAUGCUGACGAUGGCGACGACAAUAGUGAUUUCGCGCCUCCCGCCCUCAAAGGAAAUCAUCACUUCAUUCGAUCGUCUCUCUACAGACUAUACCAGCGCUAUAACCAAGCCAUGAACAAAGACAAGUACUUGCUUCCCGCAGACAAGAUCAGCGAACUGGUCCUUCGUUACAAAGGAAACGAGCUGCCCGGAUUUGUUUCGUUCACCACCUUCACGCAGAUCUACACCGAAACGCUAGUUUGCUGGCGCGACAUGACUAAAGCACAUGUCACUAGCAUGCACCUGUAUCUACACGAUGCUAUCGCCAAUUUUAUAGCGUUUACCGCGGAGCCACUCCUCGAAGAUACGCUUCUACUGGAGUUCGAUAAGUUCUACAGCUCACAAAUCGCAAAGAUCGACGAUACAAUUGAGAGCAUCUUUACGGAUGAAGGCACUCCGUUCACAUUGAACAAGUACUAUUAUGACAACAUUCUCAACAGCAGGAGAGAAAAGGUGGAGAAGCAGAUUCAGGGACUGCUGAAUAAAUACCAACCCAACACUAACGCCACGGCAGCGCCCAUCACGCUGCAAAAGUCGGACAUCAACUACAACGAGCAGUUUGCGAUUGAAGACCUGCAAGAGCAGCUACAGUCAUACUGUAAGGUGGCGCGCAAGCGGAUUGUGGAUGUAGUGCUUCUACAGACCAUCGAGCGGUAUAUGAUCAAGCAGAUCAACCUUUAUUUCGAUAUGUUGAUUGCUGUCGACGACAGCGCCAUUUCGAGCCGGCUUCUCGAAUCGCUAGCAAGAACCGAGCGUCGCCAAGAGCUACAAGACAAUGCGGCUGUGUUGCGGAAGAGUCUACUGGAGCUGUAG